Messenger RNA from Pseudomyrmex gracilis, 3486 nucleotides. RefSeq names its product glutamine--fructose-6-phosphate aminotransferase [isomerizing] 2-like. The record is from RefSeq and is a predicted model, not a curated record. Lineage: Eukaryota; Metazoa; Arthropoda; Insecta; Hymenoptera; Formicidae. Gene Ontology annotation, molecular function: L-glutamine:D-fructose-6-phosphate transaminase (isomerizing) activity; carbohydrate derivative binding. Bases 577 to 2655 code for a protein of 692 amino acids. The transcript has 15 exons. Gene Ontology annotation, biological process: fructose 6-phosphate metabolic process; carbohydrate derivative biosynthetic process; UDP-N-acetylglucosamine metabolic process.
GAUAUCAACAAACUUCGAUCGCGAAUGUCUCUCGACCUCUCGCCACGACUAUCGAUUGUCUCGUUACUUUUUCGCACAUCUCGUUACGGGAAGACUAUUAUCGACUACUCGAGUGACGCGACAUCCGAAGUUAAUACUGCAUGUGAUAUAUGCGACUGCGACUGUCGUAUUCGCGAUGGUGCAUCGCGUUUCGCCGUGACGAAGCAGUGAAUCGAUCGACGAGUUACUGAACGUUGUUUUACCGGCUGGACCGGUGAAAACGUCGACUCGCGACUACGAUCACACGUAUACAACGUACAUGUAUGUAAAUUCGGUUGCGCGCGCGCAACGUGGAAUACACAUAUAUGGUGACGACUACAUGCACGCGCGAACACACGUGCAAGCCGUUACACACGUCAUAAGAGCCGCGUACACGCUGUCGCUCGGAUCAGACCAGCUCGGACCGUGUUUCGGAACGUCGAGCGCGCACCUCUCGCGCAUAUUCGACAGUUCGAGCGUGUGACAUAUUCCAUCUCAUCGGUUUUUUUCGUGUGUAUUCUCGCCUCGUUCCAUUCUCGUAACGACGUCGACGACAACAUGUGCGGAAUUUUCGCUUAUCUGAACUACUUGACUCCGAAGAGCAGAAAGGAGAUCCUGGAGCUUCUGGUCGUCGGCCUGAAAAGAUUGGAAUAUCGCGGAUAUGAUUCCGCAGGCGUCGCCCUUGACAGCGCGGACGGCAAGGACAUCGCGAUUAUUAAGAAGCAGGGAAAGGUCAAGGCUCUCGAAGAAGAGAUAUUUUGCCGUACCAAUCUCGAUUUCGAAUCGGAGACCCGGUGCCACGUCGGCAUCGCACACACGCGAUGGGCGACCCACGGUGUGCCGUCGGAGAUCAACGCCCAUCCCCAGCGUUCCGAUUGGGAGCACGCUUUUGUCGUCGUUCACAAUGGUAUCGUGACGAAUUACAAGGAAGUCAAGACGCUGCUGCAGCAGAGAGGAUACAUGUUCGAGAGCGACACCGAUACCGAGAUCAUCGCCAAGCUGAUUCAUCACCUCUGGGUGCAACAUCCCGCGUACUCGUUCCGCGAACUCGUCGAGCAGGUCGUUCAGCAAUUGGAAGGAGCCUUUGCUCUCUGCUUCAAGAGCAAGUACUUCCCGGGCGAGUGCGUGGCCACGAGGCGGGGCUCGCCGCUUCUGGUCGGCAUCAAGACGAAGACGAGGCUGGCCACCGAUCAUGUGCCCAUCUUGUACGGGAAAGAUGACCUUCAGUGCGCAAUAAACAAAGAAGGUGAAGCACCGUCUCAAGAUCAUCGUCCGCACGGUAGAAACCCGGAACUUCCGGUGAUACCGCGCAGCGAGAGCACGUCCGAGUUUCAACCCCUCGAGGACAAAGAGGUCGAGUAUUUCUUCGCUUCCGACGCAAGCGCGAUAAUCGAGCACACGAAUCGCGUGAUAUUUUUGGAGGAUGACGACGUCGCGGCCGUUAAAGAGGGCGCGCUGAGCAUCCAUCGUCUCCGUCGCUGCAUGGACGAUCCGCACGCUCGUGAGAUCACGACCCUGAAAAUGGAGAUUCAGCAAAUCAUGAAGGGUAACUACGACUAUUUCAUGCAGAAGGAGAUCUUCGAGCAGCCGGAGUCGGUGGUGAACACGAUGAGGGGACGUUUGAACUUCCAAGACAAUUCCGUUACGCUGGGCGGAAUCAAAGAUUACAUUCCCGAGAUCAAAAGAUGCAGACGACUGAUGUUAAUCGGCUGUGGCACGAGUUAUCACUCCGCUAUAGCUACUCGACAGCUUCUCGAAGAGCUGACGGAGUUGCCGGUGAUGGUCGAGCUUGCGUCCGACUUUUUGGACCGUAACACGCCGGUCUUCAGGGACGACGUCUGCUUCUUUAUUUCUCAGUCGGGCGAAACAGCUGACACGCUAAUGGCACUGCGCUAUUGCAAGAGCCGCGGAGCUCUUAUCGUGGGCAUAACCAACACCGUCGGCAGUAGCAUUUGCCGUGAGUCCCACUGCGGCGUGCACAUCAACGCCGGUCCCGAGAUCGGUGUGGCGAGUACCAAAGCUUACACCUCGCAAUUCAUUUCUCUAGUGAUGUUUGCGCUGGUAAUGAGCGAGGACAGAAUCUCCCUUCGCGCGAGACGUUUGCAGAUCAUCGAAGGCCUGAAAAAUCUCGACAAUCUCAUUCGCGAAGUGCUGAAGCUCGAUGACAAAGUUAAGGAACUGGCCAAGUCUCUGUUUCAACAUAAAUCCCUAUUGAUUAUGGGUCGCGGUUAUAAUUUCGCUACAUGUAUGGAAGGCGCACUAAAAGUGAAAGAAUUGACUUAUAUGCACAGCGAAGGAAUUAUGGCCGGUGAAUUGAAACACGGCCCGUUGGCUCUCGUUGACGAUUCCAUGCCGGUUAUUAUGAUCGUGAUGCGAGAUCCGGUUUAUGUGAAAUGUAUGAACGCGCUGCAGCAAGUCACCGCGCGAGACGGCAAGCCGAUCGUUAUCUGCGAGGAAGGGGACGAGGAAACAAAAUCCUUCGCCGACCGGGCUCUCGAGAUACCGAAAACUGUCGACUGCUUGCAGGGAAUUCUCACCGUCAUUCCUAUGCAACUGUUGUCCUUCCACAUCGCGGUUUUGCGCGGUUGCAACGUCGACUGUCCGAGAAAUUUGGCGAAGUCCGUUACGGUCGAGUAAAGAAUUGAUUGAGAACUUUUCCACGAGAUCGUUAAAGCGGUCGUCGCAAAACAAAAAAACAAAUAUUUCUUAGAGUCCGUACAGGAACGAGAAAAUUAGGUAAGAAGAGAAACAUUUAUAAGAAAAUGCAAGUAUCACGUCGCGUAAAUAAAACACGUUGUUUCAGUCAGUCAGAGAUUUCUCGCUUGAAAUCUUAUUUGUGAAACUCAUUGCCUAUUGAUUUGAUUCUGACGACGCCUAACAAUCGACUUUAUUAUCGACUUUAUUACACACAAAUGAGAUUGUAAUAGAACAUUUUUUUUUAUUACUGCCGUCAAGUUUUUAAAAUUGACAGAUCGAGAUCAUUUACCUUGUAUAUUAAUUUGUUACAUAAUUUGUUAGUGAAAAAACGAACAAUUAUGAAAAAUAAUUAAUAUAUAUAAAUUAAAAAUAUUUAAUAAAUAAACGUUCCUUUUUCUCUCUUUCGGGAAUGACAUAUUUCCCGGGACACGAUUCCGUUGCAUUUAAUACUUAGUUUUACGUGAUGGUACUGACUCGCUCUGUGGUUAAAAACCACACGAUUUAUAUUUUAAACAUAAUCACAGAUAUAUAUAUAUAUAUCUAUCAGUACAUGCUUUUUUUCUGGUUUGUCGGGGUGUACGAUAUGUGUGAUAUUUCUUCGUGUCAAGACUGCGAUAGAAAUUCUCGUAUGUAUCCGCGAUAACGAUCGCACACGCGCGAAUAUAAUAUACAUUGUACGUUCGUUCGUACAUACAAGUACAGACGGCGUCAUUAAUUCGAAGAAUAGGCGCGGGGAUCACAUAAAAAGUCCAGUUGAUCCAAAUAUUCAUU